Colias croceus (clouded yellow) is the source of this 6276-nucleotide messenger RNA. It is a transcript of the gene aPKC, whose product is annotated as atypical protein kinase C. The coding region runs from base 254 to 2326 and encodes 690 amino acids. The transcript has 13 exons. Gene Ontology annotation, molecular function: ATP binding; protein binding; protein serine/threonine kinase activity. NCBI's taxonomy places the organism in Eukaryota, Metazoa, Arthropoda, Insecta, Lepidoptera, Pieridae. Gene Ontology annotation, biological process: establishment or maintenance of cell polarity; protein phosphorylation. The record is from RefSeq and is a predicted model, not a curated record.
ACAGUGUCUUGGUGAAAAUCUAUGCGCGCACGCGUGUUUUUCGCGCGAACGCCCGCGCUGUCUGUACGAUCGCAGUUCGUACAAGUGACAAUUCGCAUUACAAAAUGUUCGCGCCGGUGCAGUGAACGUAUUUUACGUGUUUAGUGAUUAUGUGAACGAAAUGGAGACGUUGACCUCGGUACCGUCGGCCGGCGCAGACGCAACCGGCGAGCGCUCUGUACCGCUCGGAGUGAAAUGAAUAUGGAAUGCAGUGAUGGAAUGUUUUACUCAUAUUGAUGCUUUGAAGAUCGUGAAAAUGAUCGUGCUGUCGAAUAUAUUCCGUGGGAAUCAUCCCCAAAAUCAAAUAUCGAGAGAUAUUAACGGGCCCACCGAUAACGAUAAAGAGAAACCCGCGAGACCAAUCUCGCAGAGCUCUUUGCGCUUAAAGCAAAGGACGAAAACCGAAGACAAUAUUAGUGCUAAUGUGUCUGAUAAUGGUUUAAAAAAAGUGCACAGUGAAAAGUGUAUAUCGAAUAGUUUCGACACCCUGCUCACUCACAAGCAGGGUAAAAAUAAAGUGAUAUGUAGUGCCAAAGGUUUAUUAGAAACUAAUUUAGAUGAUCUAUUUAAUGAUGUCCAAAAGGGGGAUGGGUGGAGUCAACCAAAGAGUUUAGGAACGAGCGAACCUAUUUUAAAGUUUAAUGAGAGUGUUGGGCGGGAUAAGCGCGAGUCGCUCGUAUCAGGAGAUGACAGUGAUGAUGCAUCGAUGACGGAUAGUGACUGUACUGAAGGGGACGCGCAGCAGAGGAAAUGUAUGGGAGCACGGCGGUUCGGCCAUAUGUUGAGGAGAGUUAUAUCGAGAAAUGUGUUCCCUAAUGUACCGGCUGCGCCGGGGAUGCCCUGUACUGGUGAAGACAGAAGCAUAUACAGGAGGGGAGCGCGCCGGUGGCGGAAGCUCUACCGCGUUAAUGGUCACAUCUUCCAGGCGAAGCGAUUCAAUAGAAGAGCGUUCUGCGCGUACUGCCAGGACCGUAUAUGGGGCCUCGGGCGGCAGGGCUUCAAGUGCAUCCAGUGCAAGCUGCUGGUGCACAAGAAGUGCCACAAGCUCGUGCAGAAGCCCUGCUCCAAUGAGCACGUGGACCCCAUCGAGGUUAAGGAUGACGCGAAUGGAGAGAGCACCCUGGGAAGAGCGGCGUCUGUCAGAUCGCGCGCAGAGCCGGAGCCCCCGCUGCCGGAGACUCCGCCCGCGCCGGUGGCGGCGCCCGUGCGCAAUGAGGACCUGGAGCCCGGCUCGCAGAGACAGUACUCGCUCGAGGACUUCGAGCUCAUCAGGGUUAUCGGCAGAGGGUCGUAUGCUAAGGUGCUCAUGGUGGAACUGAAGCGGACAAAACGCGUGUACGCUAUGAAGGUGAUCAAGAAGGCGCUGGUGACAGACGACGAGGACAUCGACUGGGUGCAGACAGAGAAGCACGUGUUCGAAACCGCGUCCAACCAUCCCUUCCUCGUGGGACUGCACUCCUGCUUCCAGACACCAAGUCGCCUGUUCUUCGUCAUCGAGUUUGUGCGGGGAGGAGACUUGAUGUUCCACAUGCAACGUCAGCGUCGUCUCCCCGAAGAGCACGCACGUUUCUACGCCGCGGAGAUAUCUCUCGCGCUACACUUCUUGCACGAGCGUGGUGUUAUCUACCGCGACCUGAAGCUGGACAACGUGCUGCUGGACCACGAGGGGCACAUCAAACUUACCGACUACGGCAUGUGCAAGGAGGGAGUUCGUCCCGGGGACACGACGUCCACAUUCUGCGGCACGCCCAACUACAUAGCGCCGGAGAUCCUGCGCGGCGAAGAGUACGGCUUCUCUGUGGACUGGUGGGCGCUCGGGGUGCUCACGUAUGAGAUGCUGGCCGGCAGAUCGCCCUUCGACAUCUCCCACGCAGCUGACAACCCGGAUCAGAACACGGAGGACUAUUUGUUCCAGGUGAUCCUCGAGAAAACAAUCCGUAUACCGCGUUCCCUCUCAGUGAAAGCAGCAUCAGUGCUGAAGGGCUUCCUCAACAAGAGCCCUUCGGAGCGGCUCGGCUGCGGGGAGGGCGGGUUCCUGGACAUCGUCAGCCAUCCCUUCUUCAAGAGCAUCGAGUGGGAGAUGUUGGAGCAAAAGCAAGUGGUCCCACCAUUCAAGCCGCGGCUGGAAGGCGAGCGGGAUCUCGCCAACUUCCCGCCAGAGUUCACGGAUGAGCCCGUGCACUUGACGCCUGAUAAUGACACAGAGAUAGCGGACAUCGACCAGAGCGAGUUCGAGGGCUUCGAGUACGUGAACCCGCUGCUGAUGUCGCUCGAGGACUGCGUGUGACAGCACGCCUGUCUGCUGCACCCACACACACAGCAGGCGUACGGGUACGGCGCGGAGUCGUCGUCCUCAGACUACGACUCUGUGUGCUCGGAGCGGCCCGCACGCAAGCCCACGCUGCUGCAGCACAUGUUCUGCUUGCCGCUCAACUGACGCACUCGCGCACACCACACUCGACACACUCAACAUGUCACUCAACACACUCAACAUGGAACUCAACACAGUCAACAUGGAACUCAACACAGUCAACAACAAACUCAACAUGAAAAUCAACAUGAAACGCAAACUGUCACUCAUCACGGAAUACAACAUGUCACUCAACAACAUAUACAAGACAGUCAAUACAUUAAACGUGGAACUCAACACGACACUAAACAUGGAACUCAAUUUUCUAUUGAAGUUCCAUCGACGCGUACAGCUCAACAAUCAGCUCAACAAAAAACUCAACAUCAAACUUGCUGUCAAGAAUCGAAAGAUGCAACUCAACAAUUGUUGAGUACAACUCAACAAUUAUCGGGUACAUGUUGUUGCUUGUUUAGUACAUCACAACAGUCAACAGGUAGAACUCAACAAAUGAUGGGUACAACUCAACAAUUGUUGAGUACAUCUCAACUUCAGACUAAACAAUCUACACCUACAACUCAACUUUCGACUUGUCAACAAUCGAUCAGAAUAACACAAAAAUCAUCUUGUAUAACUCAAAGCGGCUUAGAACAAUCGCCUGAUUUUUGUCAGCAGUGUUUCAGCGUUGCUCAACAAUCGCCUGGCGUGUCUCAACAGUAUUUCAAUGUGACUCAACAAACGUUGAGCCCUUCUCAACAUUAUUUCUGUGUAACUCAAUCACCGGGCACAUCGAAGCAGUAUUUUAGCGUAACUCAACAAUUGCCGAGUACUUCUCAACAAUCUUUCCAUGUAAUUGAAGAAUUACCUACCAUUCCGCGACGCUUUAGCGUUACUCAACAAUCACAUGGUACAUCUCAACAAUCAUUCGACAUAACUCAACUAUCACCUGGUACUUCUCAACAAUCAUUGAGUGUAACUCAACAAUCACCUGGUAUUUCUCAACAAUCGCUUAGUGUAACUCAACAAUCACCCGGAACAUCUCAACAAUCACUCGAUAUAACACAUCAAACAAAUCCAGUAUUACAUCAAUCACAACGCAAAAAACAAUCACGACGCGUUGUUACAUUCGAUGCAGACAUUUUGUGACACGACAUAUAAAAAUAAUGACUUUGUACUUAUGUUUAUUUUCACUUAUUAACAUUAAUUUCUAAGUAUUAUAUUCUUGUAUUAGUAUUAUUAAUAAAUACUUUACCAAUAUUUUACAAUAUUAUUAUUAAGUGUUUAAAACUUUAUAUUUUAAAUCGUAUUAUAACAGUAUUCCAAUUUUGUAUUAUUUUUACAAUUAUUUUAACAUUCCAAUGUAUCGAUGUUUAAUAAAACAUGGUGCCUAAAUGUUUGGGAAAGACGAGGAAAAAAUAAGGGAAUUGACUUAGUAUUGCAUUCAACGCAUUUGGUGCUCAAAUAUAUUGAGAAUUGGGGUUUGGGGGCAGCGGUAGACAAACAUAUUAUGAAUUGGCUAUAUUGUGUACAUACGAUGUAACGUUAUUGUUAGAUUAUAUAUUAUAAAUAUGUAUCGUGUGCGAUCUAGAAAAGUUUAUUGAAAAAUAUUUCAAAGAUAAUUCCCAAGAUUUAUUUAAUGGUACUAUUUUCACUUCAAUUUUAAUUUAUCAUAUUUGAAAGAGGGCACUAUUGCUAGAAAGUAUAGUGUUUAUUUUACAAAAAUAUUUUUAUGGGUUGAGUAGUUCCCCUAAUAUGUACAAGCUUUUUGUAAUAAUGUUUUCUAAAAUGUCUCCGAUAGUACACUAUCAUUAGUAUUAAUUAUUAUUUUACUCAAUAAUGAUAAAAUAAUAAACAAUAUUGACAAACGGGUCGCACACAUAAAAUAAUAAUGUUUUCUCCUAUUAUUGUAAAGUUAGUUGACACAAACCAAAGUCCAUACUUUGGUACGAAACGCUUUCAUGUACAUAACAUUGACGUUAAUUGUACUAUAUAACGUUAUAUACUGUAUAAGGUUCAUAUUUUUGUGAUUAUUCGUAGUCGAUGUCGGCUUUCUAAAAGAAACGCCAUUUAUUAUGUACAAUAAGUAUAUAAACAUUCUAAAAUUUAAACAACGUCUCUAAACUAUUAUAUAAAAUUCGAUAUAGCGCAUCCCGUCUCGGCGAUGAUAAAUAGGAAAUUUAUAUGUCACGUAUAAAUGUGUAUUAAUUUACGAGCAAUAAAAUAUGUAAAUGUAUUUAAGUAUAUCGGCAGAUCGUCUGCUCUGAAGGCACGUAAGGAAUUAAAAGUAGUGACAACUCUGCGCCGGCGCCAUUCGCCCGCAGAGCUUUAGUGUUAGACUAAGUGUAGUGCGUUCUACUCGUGACGUCAUAACUUCGACUCGCGUUCUAGCUCUAAGUCAUUUACAUUGCGGAAACGCCUUUGUACUUCCAUCUUGAGUAAUUCGAUCACAAAUUUACACACACAUUUAUUUUCUAAAUUAUUUACUAACGCAAUCGUCAAUGUACAUAAUAGUGAAGUGCAUUCGCGCUCGAUACAGAUACAAACGAUAAUAUUGUUGGUGUUGCUGUAAAUAUAUAUUUUUCACGAGGCUUUCGUACGCUUGUGUAAAUUUUGUAUAUGAAUGCUAGAUACCGCCGGUUUAGAGCCAUCACUCGAUUAUUGUUACGACAAGUAUUAUCGUACGUUGAAAACAUCACCCUCAUAAUUAACGGUUACUCGAUUAGCUUAGCGUCGUAAAGUACAUUACAUACCACAUUUGUAAUAUUUAGCCCUACGUUACUUCGGUGCGGAACUUUGCACCAAAUAAUAUAUUGUAAUCCCUUCCUCGUAGAUCCUUUUCUCCUCUCAUAGCGAACGUUACUCGUUAGGUAGCCAACGAAUUUUACAAAUUAAACGUAUAUUAAUGAGCACUGAUACGAAACUAAAAUUGUAUAAUUAUAAACAAAAAAUCUCGUAAAAUAAUAUAAUUAUUGGAUUAUUAUAUAAUAUUGUUAACGUAGGAAAAGACUAUUAUAUGAGAAUAAUAUCGUAAUCUGUGACGGUCCGCGGGUUCGCGCAAAUGUCCACGACUAUUCUAAAUAGUGUGUAGUAUGAACUAUGAACCUAUCUAUUAGAUAUUUUGCACGAUAAUUUAGUGAUUUUCCACACGCGCGUCGAUUUUCUCCCCUAAAUAUAAUGAUAAUGCGUCUUCAGUCGUUUCGCUUGAGACAGAUGUGAUUGUUCGUUAUACAUGUUGUGGUUACUGACUUGCGUUGCCGAGUGCCGAGUCUGUGUUGUGUCCUCGCUCGGGCCUGCUGUUGUUUUGUAUAAUUUUUACUAUAAAUAAGUAUUUAAAUAUUAUUAAAGUACUGUUAAGUAUUAACUUUUAGUUGUUAGAUAACAUUCCACUUUAUGUUUGUAUUGGCGCGUUCUUAUCGUUAAAUUUUAUGGACAUCACACUUUGUAAUGCGGCGCUAUAUUAUAUUGAAGCGUUCGUGACACUUUGUUAAAUUUAAUUUUUCAAAUGUAUAUUGUUGUUUAUAAGAUACUAAUUGCAUGUAAAACCAUUGUCGGUAAUAUGUUAUUGUAAGGAACGAUCGUACAAGAUAUACUUCUUUCCGAUAUUUUUAUUUAGAACAAACAGUAUGCUUUUGUGUUAUUAUUUUAAGUGAACGAACCAAUGUUUAAAGUAAUGCAAUUUUUGUGACUCUGUAUUUUUAAUUUAGGUGUGGUUCUUUAUUUUUAUUGUAAAUCUUCCUUUGUAUUCAAAUCCCGAUAAAAUAAUGUUACUUGUUACGAUUCAUUGUGAACUGCUUGGUGCGUGAUCGCGACUUAUUGUCAAAUUAGACUGGAGGACUUGAGAUACUGUACUAUUCUAUGCUUAAAUGAAAAUAAAGAAAGAUUAAUCUGAA